AUGGCGGGGGCCGCAGCGGGCGGCAGAGGCGGAGGGGCCUGGGGCCCGGGGCGUGGAGGGGCCGGGGGGCUCCGGCGGGGCUGUUCUCCCCCGGCCCCCGUCGGCUCUCCCCGGGCCGGGCUGCAGCCGCUUAGGGCCACCAUCCCCUUCCAACUGCAGCCGCCACCGCACCAGCGCCGGGACGGGGGCGGCCGCGCAGCCAGUGUCCCGUGUUCAGUGGCCCCAGAGAAGUCCAUAUGUAGACACCGACCUCCCCGAGUCCGACGCACAUUCUCCCUGGACACAAUCCUUGGCUCCUACCUACUGGGCCAGUGGCCUAAAGAUGCUGACGGCACCUUCACCUGCUACACCAAUGACAAGGCCACCCAGACACCCCUGUCCUGGCAUGAGCUGGAAGGUGAGCAAACCGGCUCCUGCACCCACAAGCGCUCUGCCUCCUGGGGUAGCACAGACCACAGAAAAGAGAUCAGCAAGCUGAAGCAACAGCUGCAGAGGACAAAACUGAGCCGCAAUGGGAAAGAGAAGGAGCGGGGCUCCCCAAUCCAAGGAGACCAUGCUGUCCGGGGAACACUGAGGGCCUCCCCUCCCAGUUUUCCCUCAGGUUCCCCAGUCCUUCGACUUAGCCCCUGCCUGCACCGAAGCCUGGAGGGACUCAACCAAGAACUGGAGGAGGUAUUUGUGAAGGAACAAGGUGAAGAGGAGCUUCUGAGAAUCCUAGAUGUCCCUGAUGGUCACCGCGCCCCUGCCCCUGCUCAGGGUACCAACAGAGAUUCUUCCCUCCUUCCCUUGGAGCUGGGCAACCUUUCCCUCUCCCCUUCUUUGCCUCUGGCAUCCCCCCAACCCGCUGGCCAAGCCAGCCGUUUUGAACUCCGAGGUGCAACUGAGGAACUGACCCCAAACCCCAAGGAAAAGGCACCCUCUCCACCCCGGACAGUUCUGCUCGAGGAUGAGGGCCCAUCUCCAGUGCUGGCCUUUGCCUCAUCCCCUCGGCCCAACCACAGUUAUGUGUUUAAGCGGGAGCCCCCAGAGGGCUGUGAGAAAAUCCGGGCCUUUGAAGAAGCUCCGUCCCUUAGUCCUGACCUGACCUUCCUGCCUUCCUGCCCUGACAAGAACAAAGUUCACUUCAACCCGACUGGCUCUGCCUUCUGUCCUGUCAGUUUGGUGAAGCCCCUCUUCCCCAGUAUGGGCUUCCUCUUCCGAAAUUGCCCCACCACCCCAGGGUCCCCCUGUCCAUCAACAGCUCCAAGUCCUUUCUUGACCUCUCCCCGAAAGGACCCUGAUGUUCCCAAAGCACCCCCACUACCCUUCGAACCCUGGCAGCGCACUCCGCCCUCUGAGGAGUCUGUGCUUUUCCAGAGUUCCCUGGUAGUUUGAAGGUCUUUCCUCAAAUCCCUCCCACCUUACCAUGCAGACCAGUGCCUUUGUGGCUGGCUCCCCCCACCCCUGGAUGGAGACCAAGGAUCCCAUCCUCUCUUGGCCUUUGAGGUUCUUCCUGUUAUCACAUUGAAAUGCCCUGGUUCCUGCUUCUGUCGGGUGCCAGCUCUUGGGAGGGGGAGGAAACCUGCCUUCUCCCUUGGGCUGGGCAGCUCACCACUCUUCAAGUCAGUGUCCUCAUUCUUGAUUCCCCUUGGAAGAGAAAUGGCCAUCGAGGCCUUGGCCCCUCCAUCCCAAGCAUGUGAGUACAGACGACCCCAUAGGAGACACUUGUCCCUCUCAGCUGUCAAGGAAGCUUGCCCUGCCUCAGGGGAGGGGGAGGAAGGGGCCUUGAAAGGAUCCCUUCCCUUUCCCCUGCAGAGAAGAAAAGCCCAGGAGAGAAAACUCACUGCCUCCCCUCAUUGCACCCCAUCCCUCAUGUGUAUUUCCUCAUCCACGCCCUUCUCCUUGGAGGAGCUGAUCCAAGCAGUCCCAAAGCCUGGACCAGCCCAGCUGCGGGCAGACAGGGGAAUGGAGAGUGUUCCUGGUGACAUUUUCAUCUCGCCUUCAUACUGACUGAAAAUGGUUGGGAGCUGAGGUCCAGCCUGCCUACCCCUGGAGGCAGGUGGAAGGGUGGGGGGAGGGAGAGCUGGCACCUCCCCUUCGAGGCGAGGCGCGAUGACUGAAUGUACGCUGCUGCCUACCCUCUUGCCUCUCCCAGGUUCAGGUUGGAUUUGAAAAAUGCCUAUUUUUCUUGUAUUGAUGUAGAAACUCUAUUUUCUCCCAAAGACACUAUUUUUGCAGCUGUUUGAAGUUUGUAUAUUUUCCGUACCGCAGAGCUUACACAGAGAAUUUGAAGAGGAAUGUUAAUGUUGGGAUUUCCUUGUCCUGUGUUUAAAGGUGGAUUUUGUUUUUGUUUUUUGCAGAUCUUGGUGUUAAUAGUCCAAAUAAAUAAAUAUUCCCAUCGAC
Messenger RNA from Trichosurus vulpecula (common brushtail), 2382 nucleotides. It is a transcript of the gene FAM117A, whose product is annotated as family with sequence similarity 117 member A. Lineage: Eukaryota; Metazoa; Chordata; Mammalia; Diprotodontia; Phalangeridae. Bases 1 to 1374 code for a protein of 457 amino acids. The record is from RefSeq and is a predicted model, not a curated record. The transcript is spliced from 8 exons.